GCUGAGAAUGGUAACUGGCUCAGUGGUGAAGAGCUCACUCACGUCGGUGGCAUGCUUCAUGGAGUUAUGUACCUUCCCUUGCCCGCUCAACUGCCAUCAUGGGUUGCAGCCCGCGCUUCCUAACCCUUCUGCUCCUUCUCUUCAUGCUCGUUUCCUGCGCCGAAUUCAUCGUUUAUCCGUCAAAUGAAGUUAACCUGUUGGAUUCCAAAGCAAGCCAAGGGGAGCUGGGAUGGAUAUCAUAUCCACCUCAUGGGUGGGAAGAGAUCAGUGGUGUGGAUGAGCACUACACACCGAUUCGGACCUUCCAGGUGUGCAAUGUGAUGGAGUAUAGCCAGAACAACUGGCUGAGAACCAACUGGAUCCCUCGCAGCUCUGCUCAGAAGAUCUAUGUGGAGCUCAAGUUCACUCUGAGAGACUGCAAUAGCAUCCCACUAGUGCUGGGAACCUGUAAAGAAACCUUCAACUUGCACUACCUGGAGACAGACGAGGACCAGGGCAGUAAGUUCCGUGAGCACCAGUUCUCGAAAAUAGACACCAUCGCUGCCGAUGAGAGCUUUACUCAGAUGGACCUGGGCGAUCGCAUUCUUAAACUCAACACAGAGGUGCGAGAAGUAGGUCCAGUGACUAAGAAAGGCUUUUACCUGGCCUUCCAGGAUGUGGGGGCUUGUGUGGCCCUGGUGUCAGUACGGGUGUACUUUAAGAAAUGCCCUUUCACAGUACGGAACCUGGCCAUGUUUCCUGACACAGUGCCCAUGGACACUCAGUCAUUAGUGGAGGUGAAGGGCUCCUGUGUCAACAACUCCAAGGAAGAGGACCCUCCCAAAAUGUACUGUAGCACUGAGGGAGAAUGGCUGGUACCCAUCGGGAAAUGUUUGUGUAACAUUGGCUAUGAGGACCGGGGAGUCACCUGCCAAGCUUGCCGGCCUGGCUUCUAUAAAGCUUCGUCUGGGAAUAUGAAGUGUUCAAAGUGUCCCCCACACAGCUACACCAUCAAGGAGGGGGCUGUGCACUGCAGCUGUGAGAAGAACUACUUCCGAGCAGAAGGAGACCCUGUGUCAAUGGCCUGCACCCGUCCCCCCUCUGCUCCUCGGAAUGUGAUCUCAGUCAUCAAUGAGACGUCAGUGAUCCUGGACUGGAGUUGGCCAGAAGACACAGGUGGCAGGAAGGACUUGAUGUUUAAAGUAGUGUGUAAGCGUUGUUUGGCUGGGUCUAAACAAUGCGAGCCAUGCAGAGGGGCUGUGCGUUUCCUGCCCCGUGCUUCGGGCCUUGUGAACACUACAGUGACUGUAGCUGACUUGUUGGCACACACCAACUAUACUUUCGAGAUUGAGGCAGAGAAUGGAGUUUCCUCUCUGGCCCCUGCAAUGCGCCAGUAUGCCAUCGUCACUAUAACUACCAACCAAGCAGCUCCAUCCCAGGUCACAAUUAUCAGGAAAGACAGAACAUCCCGAAACAGCAUCUCACUCUCCUGGCUGGAGCCAGAAAGACCCAAUGGUAUUAUCUUGGACUACGAGGUCAAGUACUAUGAGAAGCAAGAACAAGAGACCAGCUACACCAUCCUGAGAUGCAAGGGCACGAAUGUGACUCUGAAUGGACUGAAACCUGAUACCAGAUACGUGCUGCAGAUUAGAGCUCGUACCGCUGCGGGUUAUGGCAGCAGCAGCCGCAAGUUUGAGUUUGAGACCAGCCCAGACUCUUUCUCAAUCUCCAGUGAGAACAGUCAGGUCGUGCUAAUUGCAAUUGCUUCUGCUGUAGCCAUCAUCCUCCUCACCGUGGUGCUUUACAUUGUGAUUAGCAGGUGCUCUGGCUACAGCAAAUCCAAACAUCCAGACAAAAAGAGACUUCACUUUGGUAAUGGUCACUUGCGACUGCCUGGUAUUAGGACUUAUGUGGAUCCCCAUACUUAUGAAGACCCGAGUCAGGCAGUGCAUGAAUUUGCCAAGGAGUUAGACGCUUCUUGCAUCGCCAUCGACAAAGUAGUGGGUGCAGGUACGCCUUGGCCCGCCUCAACCUCUGCAGCUGUAAUGAAGCUACCUGCAACAGGGCAAAAUGCAUUUAUAACAGAUGUGACAGGUGAAUUUGGGGAGGUGUGUAGUGGUCGUCUGAAAUUGCCUUCUAAGAAAGAGAUCUGUGUAGCCAUCAAGACCCUGAAAGCAGGAUAUACGGAGACACAGAGGAGAGAUUUCCUGAGUGAGGCUAGCAUCAUGGGACAAUUUGAUCACCCCAACAUUAUCAGACUGGAAGGAGUGGUCACUCGCAGUAAGCCAGUAAUGAUUGUUACGGAGUACAUGGAGAAUGGCUCUUUGGACAGCUUCCUUCGAAAACAUGAUGCUCAGUUCACGGUGAUUCAGCUGGUAGGAAUGCUUCGUGGUAUUGCGUCAGGUAUGAAAUACCUCUCAGACAUGGGCUAUGUGCACAGAGACCUCGCGGCCCGCAACAUCUUGGUCAACAGCAACCUGGUGUGUAAGGUGUCUGACUUUGGCUUGUCCAGAGUGCUUGAGGAUGAUCCAGAAGCAGCCUACACAACAAGAGGUGGGAAGAUCCCAAUCAGGUGGACAGCACCAGAAGCUAUUGCUUAUCGCAAGUUCACUUCAGCCAGCGAUGUGUGGAGCUAUGGCAUUGUACUGUGGGAAGUCCUGUCCUAUGGAGAGAGGCCUUACUGGGAGAUGUCCAAUCAGGAUGUGAUCAAAGCAGUGGAUGAAGGCUACCGUCUUCCCCCACCAAUGGACUGCCCUGCACCCUUAUACCAGCUAAUGCUGGACUGCUGGCAGAAAGACAGAAACAACCGGCCCAAGUUUGAGCAGAUUGUCAGCAUUCUGGACAAACUUAUACGUAACCCAGGCAGUCUGAAGGUCACAGCCAGCACCGCCUCCAGGCCAGUCAAUCAGCUCCAAACCAGCACGGACAUCACCUCAUUCAGCACUGUGGGCCACUGGCUGGAGAGUGCAAGGACUCUACCCUGUAAAGAGGCCUUCAGCGGAGUCAGCUACAGCUCUUGUGAUACACUACCCAAGACCUCUGCUGAGGACUUCAAGAAGGUCGGCGUAACAUUUGUUGGACCUCAGAAGAAGAUAGUGAGCAGUAUCAAAGCACUUGAAACACACUCAAAAAACGGCCCAGUUCCUGUCUAAAAAGAGAAUGAUCGAAAACAAAUACUAAAUAAAAAAGAUGGACAAAACAGAGAUAAAUUCAGGAGACUGAUGCUGCUUUUGGUUUUAAAAGACAGAAAUGAUGAAUAUGAGAAAAGGCAUAAACAACAAUGUUAGCAUAUCAGGGCCUAGCAAAGCAACACUCCUGGAGAAUGGCUGUUGUUCCAGCAUCCAAUCAUGUUGCUCAGGCAGAAAGUAUGCCUUGUGGCCUGUUAAUGGAUUGCCUUAUGCAAUAAAGAAGAAUAAAAUGCAGGUGGGGCUUCUCUGCUAAAACUAGCACUGGGGCAGGACUCUGGGCUCCCAUAAUCUCUCCACAGAUCGGCAGAGCAUUGUACGAAGAGCAAACUGGAUCUUUCAGGAACUUGGAAGUGUCUCCUCUGUGCAGAUACAACUAACAGCUCUUAACACAUGACAAGAGGGUAAUAAAAUGCAAAAACUUGUAAUACAGCCACCCUUUUGGAGAGAAUGAACUCAAGCCUAAGGCCUGUUCUGUCCACAUGCCUCACAGGUUUUCUGUCCUGUUGGAUUGGGAGUAUCUUAGCUAGUUGAAGAGAAAAAACACCUGCCGAUACAUGAGAUGCCUUUAAUUUCAAGAUUUCACUAGAGAACCAGAGAGCUGGGGAAUGGAUUAUAGUAAAAUACAAAAGAAGGAAUGUCCGAUAAAGGCAAAUUGAUGUUUCAUUAAUUUCCUAAUUCCUCUGUGGAUGUGACACAUUGAGCAGAACUAUUACAGAAUUAGAAAAUAGGGAUCACCAAUACACCAAUAAGACACUAUGUAUGUACUCUUUUAUUGUGCUCUUUAUGCCAUUUCUUUUGGUGUUGAGAAAACGUGUAACUAAACAAUUACCUUAACCAAAAGAGAAGAUGUGAAUUUGUGAACUACUUGAAAAAAAAAAUCAAUGCAAUUGUAAAGUUGAUUCCUCGAUGUAUAUCACUAAUCUGGCUUCCUUCUGAGCAACACUUAGAGAAAUGUUUUGGAAUGUGGUCAAAAGUGUUAGUAACAUCUGUAUCUGUCCAGGAAGAUCACAAAGAGAGAAGGUCAGAGAACAUAGUGUAGUAGGGCAUUAGAAGUGUUGGAUAUGACAGGAAUGAAGGACCUCAAUGAAGAGCAAAGCGUAUCAUUUCCUGCUGUGAAAUUUCAUAAAUCUUCAAACGGCACUAAUAUAUUUGAGGGAAAGUACUUUAGGGACAAUAUAAAGUCAUAAUGUCUCUACUGCAAAAGCUCAGGAUGCACAACCUUCAGUCAAUUUAUGAGGAUUCAACAGCGAGAAAAGAAGUAAAUACCAUGCAACCGACUACUUCAGACGAAUGUUCUGUGCCAUUUGAUCAUCAAUUAGUUUUUGGCUACAAACCGAAAUAGACAUGAUCUGAUAGGGAAAAGAAUGCAUAAUGCUUUAAAAGGUUUCAUUUAUGUGUCUUGAUAUGGUUUAUUCAGCUCAUGAAUUAUCUAGUUAAACAUUGACUUUCUCUAAAAUGAUGGAAACAUUUAGCUCUUCCUUUUCUACCCUUCAAUCUGCCUGUAAUUGUUGCUGCUCCCUCAGCUCUCAGCAUGUACAUAUGUAAACACACCCUGUAAUAACAGCAACGGUGAACGCACCCGGCCAUCCUUUUGUACAAAUGUUUGUAUGUAUAAAAGAACGAAAGAAAAUCUGUUCAGACUUUAAGAAAGCAAAAUUUCAUUUGUAUUAUAUUUUAUGCUCUUUUGUAUCAUAUUUGUUUUGUUUUUUUUACUUUACAAAAAAAAAAUCACCAGUAAUAACCUAUUUAUUUGAUAACAAACAGUAUACCGUGCUAAUUUGAGUGUUUUUUGUUUUGUAGCAUACAGUAAGUUAUGACAUGGUUAUGUGAUGACAUUAUCAGUGUUGUGCAUUUUACUUUAAACAUGAAACAUGACUUCUAGAGAGCAAUACUGUUUUUUCCACCCUGUCCUCCUCUACUCUUCCUUUAGAAUGUUUGUGUGUGUGUGUGCAUGUGAGCGUGCGUGCAUGCAUGCGUGCAUGCGUGUGUGUGUGUAUGAGGAUGUAAGUGGGUGUGCAAAAGUAGAUGGCCUUGUCUACUAAUGUAAAGUGAUUUGUAGUGGAAACAUUUAUAUUUUUAUAAUAAACGGUGUAAAAAUAUUUUCUAAAGAAUGAAUGCAGAGAAGAUUGUGUCAUAGUGAUUUUACUUGACUGGUAUCCUAUUCCAGUGAUACUAGUGGUGAUGAUUUGGGGCAAUCAUCCGAAUAAAGCCUUGAGCCACCAUCUUCUGCUUCUCAGUCAAAUGCAAGGAGCAGCUAUGUAGCCCUGUAGAACCUUAGGACAAGGUAGAGCUAGCCUUAUUCUGUGUUUCAUGUUCUUGUAUAAGUAGGUUUUGAUUUUGAAGGCUACAGGAGUUAUAUUGUAAUAUUACAACCCAAGCGGAAAGUUCCUGGAACUUCUAGCAUCUGUUAUAUCUACAGAAUCAGUAAUACUACAACAGGAAGCCAGUUACUCUAUGGGAAAAAGCCAUAUGUUGAGCUACAAACUCACAAGAAUUCAUAAGUUUGAUCUUUGCCGCAUUGCUACAUUGCUUAGCUAGUGAUAUGAGGAUGCAUUUAGUCAGUUAUAAAACUGAACUGCUCAUUCAAAAGAUGUGAUUUAUGGAAAUUCUCGCCCACAGCCGGAAAUUAUAAAAAGAUACUCCCUUCUACUUGUGAAUAAUACUCAAAUCUAUAAACAAGCAUCCUAUUGUGUUGAUGUUUCAUAUAAUUAUGCAUCAUCCAUGUGGUUCCCAUUUGCCAAAUCUCUUGCGUCCUCAGUACAUAAAAGAUAGUCAAUAUAGGUCAUGUUAUAACCCAUUUUCAAUAAACAAACCCAUAUUCUUCCAUUCAUACUUAGA
Neoarius graeffei (lesser salmon catfish) is the source of this 6005-nucleotide messenger RNA. It is a transcript of the gene epha3, whose product is annotated as eph receptor A3. Lineage: Eukaryota; Metazoa; Chordata; Actinopteri; Siluriformes; Ariidae. Bases 99 to 3131 code for a protein of 1010 amino acids. Gene Ontology annotation, biological process: protein phosphorylation; axon guidance; cell surface receptor protein tyrosine kinase signaling pathway. The transcript is spliced from 17 exons. The record is from RefSeq and is a predicted model, not a curated record. Gene Ontology annotation, cellular component: plasma membrane; neuron projection. Gene Ontology annotation, molecular function: ATP binding; transmembrane-ephrin receptor activity; protein binding.